Messenger RNA from Sinocyclocheilus grahami, 2229 nucleotides. Its product is annotated as GA-binding protein subunit beta-2-like. Gene Ontology annotation, cellular component: nucleus. Lineage: Eukaryota; Metazoa; Chordata; Actinopteri; Cypriniformes; Cyprinidae. Bases 199 to 1461 code for a protein of 420 amino acids. The record is from RefSeq and is a predicted model, not a curated record. The transcript has 8 exons. Gene Ontology annotation, molecular function: protein binding; transcription cis-regulatory region binding. Gene Ontology annotation, biological process: positive regulation of transcription by RNA polymerase II.
AUAUUUCUACUUCCGGUACCGUUCGUGCGCCAUCUUUGACGACAAAUAGCCCAUAUCUAUGUUAUUUUGUUUUCAAAAAGUAUCGAAAAGUAUGAAAGAACACUAAAUCGUAUUAAAUAACCGAAGCAUAUGACUGGUUUUUACUGUAUCUAGCGUGUUAUAAUACAGUAAAACUCUUCGGGAAACAUUUUUGGCGAGAUGUCGCUUGUGGAUUUGGGAAAGCGUUUGUUGGAGGCCGCACGCAAAGGACAGGAUGAUGAAGUGAGGUCACUUAUGGCCAAUGGAGCUCCUUUUACUACAGACUGGCUGGGAACCUCACCACUUCAUUUAGCUGCACAAUACGGGCACUACUCCACCGCUGAAGUGCUUCUCCGUGCCGGAGUGAGUAGAGAUGCCCGCACUAAAGUCGAUCGAACCCCCCUCCACAUGGCUGCGGCAGAGGGCCACUCAAGCAUUGUUGAAUUGUUGGUCAAGAGUGGAGCAGACAUCAAUGCCAAAGACAUGCUGAAAAUGACCGCCCUGCACUGGGCUGCGGAACAUGGGCACAGGGGAGUCCUGGAGCUGUUGAUCAAAAACGGCGCUGAUACUCACGCCCUCAGCAAGUUUGACAAGACGCCUUUUAACAUUGCGGUGGACCGAGGAAACACUGAGCUGAUGCUAUUGUUACAGGAGGGAAUGCAGAACCAAGUGAACAUGAAUCCAGAGAGGACUAUCCUAAGCAGCACGUCUCCCGCCACCGCCAGCCCUCAGUUCAUCAUCUCCUCCUCUGGAGUGGUCAAUCUCUCUGAUAUUGUUCUCACUAAUGCUAAGACUAACACAGCAGGAGCUGCAGAGAGCGUGAUUGCUGCUGAUUCGGUAGAUUCUGCCAUCCAGCAUCUUGUAGCGGAAGAUGGCCAGAGAGUCAUCACCAUAGUAACCGACCAACAGGGAAACCUGCAGACUGGCAACUUGGGACAGAAAUUCUUUGUCACAAUGCAUGGGCAGCAAAUGGUUGCAGUGCCAGCGGGUCAGAUUGCAGAAGAAAUCAUAACAGAGGACACAAAACCAGUUCCAACACGGAAGCGGAAAUUUGAAUUAACCGUCAACCACGCAGAUGUAAAACACAAGGAGCCCACCGAGAAGAACAGUCGGGAACUACUGGAACGGCAACUAAAGGAAGCAAACAGAAAAGCCCAGGGGUACAGACAGCAGUUACUACGAAAGGAACAGGAAGCUGAGCAGUACAGGCUUAAACUAGAGGCCAUUGCAAACGGGCAAACCAAUGGCUCCAGCACAGAGCCCCAAGAGGAAGUGGUGCUCCAGGAAGAGGAAGAGGAGGAGGUGGUUGGCGAAGAGGAAGUUGUCAUGUUGCCAGAAGGGGCCAUCAUCAUUAAAGAGGAGCCCCUUGACUCAACGACAGGAGAAACAGUAACAUUAGUAGAAGCAGCAGAUAUCACAGCCACCUCCGAGGGCACGCCGUAGCAGUAAACCCAAAGACUCAAACACUCAGGAAUUACAUACUGUGUGUGCCUGGAGUGUGACAUUGUGUUUAUUUAUUGUAAAUCAUAACUUUUGUUUUUAUCCUUUUUUUUACACAUAGCAUUCAGUGUCUGUACAAACCUCUACAAAGAUGUAGCAUGAGUUAUAUUUAGGUGGCCACAAUGAUGCUGAGACCAGGCGUGUCUUUUUAACAUACAGCAGUGCAAGCUAUGGAAGAUUUAGUGAUAAUGCUUUUCAAUCAAGCCCCGUUAUGCACCUCGAAUGCAUACUAUACAGUUAGUAUGCACCAUAGUGUACUUAAAGUAACGUUCUGGGUUCAAUAUACAUCAUUUAUUUAUUUUUUUUAAAGUGCAAGUUGUGGUUAUAGUAAUGCACUUUCGAUAAAAAAUAAACUUGGACAGUGUUCUGGUGAAGCUGAUAUUUUUGUUAAAUCACCUGCAUUAAUGAAUCAGUAAGAAAUCUAUUAUUUGAGAUGCAAAAUCUGCCUUUUUAAUAGAUUUUCAGGGUCAGUGAAUUCUGAAAAUGUUGUGCAAAAAUUUCUGGGUUUACUAGCUGAAUGUUUCUUGCCUGGUUCAAUGUUGUGCCGUAUUAUAACCACGGUUUUUGUUUCUUUAAAAAAACAACAGCAACAACUGAAGGUCGUCAAAAUUGUAAUUGCAAAUGCUGUCAAUAGAGCUUAACUUGAACUUAGAACAUUCCUAAAAUAGUGACAUAAAAUUUAGAAUGAAGGUUAACAGUAUAUCAUAUAAA